AGGGGAUGUUUGGGCUGAAGCUGAAGAAGAAGAAGAAGAAAGCAGAGAAGGGGCUAAUCCUAGCCAACAAGGGUGCCCAAGAUGGCCAAGGUGAAGCAGAAGCACCACAGGAAGGCUCUUCUCACCAGGAAGGAUGGGGAGAAGAUUUCAUUUAUGAUGAUGCAUCUAUCACUUCUGUUUCCUUGGCUCCUCCAAAGAGAAGAUCAAAACUAUUGACUAAGAUCCAUGAAGGGGAGGUCAGAUCCCAAAAUUAUCAGAUUUCCAUAACCAUCACUGAGGCCCGCCAGCUCAUGGGUGAGAACAUUGAUCCAGUUGUGAUCAUUGAGAUCGGGGACGAGAAGAAGCAAAGUACAGUGAAGGAAGGAACCAACAGCCCAUUUUACAAUGAAUACUUUGUCUUCGACUUCACUGGGCCCCAAGUGCAUCUUUUUGACAAGAUCAUCAAAAUCUCAGUUUUCCACCACAAGCUGAUAGGAAGCAUACUGAUCGGCUCCUUCAAGGUGGACCUGGGGACUGUGUACAACCAACCUGGUCAUCAGUUCUGUGACAAGUGGGCCCUCCUCACAGACCCUGGCAACAUCAGGACUGGCACGAAGGGUUUCCUGAAGUGUGACAUCAACGUGACUGGGAAGGGUGACAUUUUAAAGACCAACCCCAAAACUUAUGAUGCCGAGGAGCAAAUAGAAAAGAACCUUUUGAUCCCUCGAGGGUUUCCAUCAGAAAGACCCUGGGCCAGAUUCUAUGUGAGACUCUACAAAGCAGAGGGAUUGCCCAAAAUGAACUCCAGCAUCAUGGCGAAUGUCACCAAAGCAUUUGUGGGUGACAGUAAGGACCUCGUGGACCCCUUCGUUGAGGUCUCCUUUGCAGGGCAGACGGGGCGAACCACGGUGCAGAAGAACUGUGCCGAUCCGGUGUGGCACGAGCAGGUGGUCUUCAAGGAAAUGUUCCCUCCCUUGUGUCGGAGGGUGAAAAUCCAGGUGUGGGACGAGGGCAGCAUGAAUGAUGUAGCACUGGCAACUCAUUUCAUUGACCUGAAGAGAAUCUCCAACGAGCAAGAUGGAGAUAAAGGCUUUCUACCUACCUUCGGGCCUGCCUGGAUUAACCUGUAUGGCUCACCCAGGAACCACAGUCUGAUGGAUGACUACCAGGAGCUGAACGAGGGCUUUGGGGAAGGCGUGUCAUUCCGGGGCAGAAUCUUAGUAGAAAUUGCUGUGGAAAUCCUCUCGGGAGGGGCACAGGAGUCUAAAUUUUCCAAGGCACUCAAGGAGCUCAAGAUGUCUGCAAAGGACAAAGGCCCCAAGUCUUCCAAAGGCCUGAGCAAGGACAAUGUUGACAGAACUGACGAUGGAAAACCCCAGCAGGCUUCAGACAAAACCAACUCAACCGAGGUGGAGGUGGAACCUUUCCAUGUGCCCCCUGAGAUCGUGCCAGAAAAAUAUGAGGAAUUUUUACUCUUUGGAGCAUUUUUCGAAGCUACCAUGAUUGACCGGAAGAUUGGAGAUAAACCUAUUAGCUUUGAAGUUUCUAUUGGUAAUUUUGGGAACUUGAUUGAUGGGGGGUCCCAUCAUGGGAGUAAGAAGAAGUUAGCUGAAUCAGCUGAGGAAGACAUCCUUCCACUGCUGCAUAAAACAGAAGAGGAUGACACCCACAGUGUACCCAUCCCUAUGGCCUCUGCCACUCACCCGGAGAAGCCACUUGUGAUGGAAGGGAACAGGAAUUACAACUAUUUGCCAUUUGAGGCCAAGAAGCCCUGUGUCUACUUCAUCAGCUCUUGGGGUGACCAGACAUUCAGGCUGCACUGGUCCAACAUGCUGGAGAAAAUGGCAGACCUGCUGGAGGAAAGUAUAGAAGAAGUGACAGAAUUGAUCAAGGUGUCAGAAGAAGCCCCGGAAGAAAAAAUGAAGACAGUUCUUAAAGACUUCAUCAGUCAAUGCAGUGCCUUUAUCUCUGAAGCAGAAAGAAAACCCAAGAUGCUGAACCAAACCACUUUAGAUAAGAAACGGCUUACGCUCUGUUGGGAGGAACUGGAGGCAAUGGCCAAGGAGGCCAAGGGGAUAAUUCAGCAGCAGAAGAAAAAGUUAUCUCUUGAUGAAACAAUCCAUGAAGCCCAAACCUUUGUGGAAAAAAUCCGCUUUCUUGUUGAUGAGCCACAGCACACCAUCCCCGAUGUCUUCAUCUGGAUGCUCAGCAACAACAAGAGAGUGGCAUAUGCCCGCAUCGCCUCCAAAGACCUGUUCUACUCCCCCGUUAGGGAGAAGAUGGGUAAACACUGUGGGAAGAUCAAAACUCUUUUCCUCAAACUUCCUGGAAAACGGCCGGCUGGUUGGUCGGUACAAGCAAAAGUCGACGUGUACCUGUGGCUGGGUUCCAUCAGGCACUCUAGUGCCAUUUUGGACAACUUGCCAGCAGGCUAUGAAGCACAAAUGUCCUCCAAAGUAGUUGAUGCCAGUCAACCCCCAGACAACCUGCUCUACCAAGCCCAGCAUGUCUGUCAGCUGAGAGCGCACAUGUACCAAGCCCGGGGCCUCAUCGCGGCCGACAGCAACGGACUUUCAGAUCCCUUUGCCAGGGUCUCAUUCCUUUCCCACUGCCAGACCACAAAGGUCAUCUCCCAGACCCUCUCCCCAACCUGGAACCAGAUGCUGCUGUUCAAUAACUUGGUGCUGCAUGGAGACCAGAGGGAGCUGGUGGAGUCCCCGCCUCUAGUGGUGGUAGAGCUGUACGACAGCGACACGGUGGGGAAGCCAGAGUAUCUGGGUGCCACCGUGGCUGCUCCUGUCGUGAAGCUAGCUGACCAGGACUAUGAGCCACCCAAGCUGUGCUAUCACCCCAUCUUUUGUGGGAACCUCUCUGGAGGGGACCUCCUUGCCGUGUUUGAACUGCUGCAGGUCCCUUCAUCUGGGCUGCAAGGGCUCCCUCCCAUCGACCUGCCAGACGUCACCCAGAUCUACCCAGUUCCUGCCAGCAUUCGGCCAGUGCUGAGUACAUACCGAGUGGAGGUUCUCUUCUGGGGAGUCCGAGAAAUGAAGAAGGUGCAGCUCCUGUCUGUGGACCGUCCUCAGGUCAUCAUCGAGUGCGGGGGACGAGGAGUCAAGUCCUGUGUGAUCCAGAGCUACAAGAACAACCCGAACUUCAGCAUCCAGGCAGACGCUUUCGAAGUGGAGCUGCCUGAGAAUGAGCUUCUGCACCCGCCCCUGAGCAUCUGCGUGGUGGACUGGAGAGCUUUCGGGAGGAGCACCCUGGUGGGCACCUACACCAUCAACUGCUUGAAGCAGUUUUUGUGUAAAUCCAGGGAGCCCCUUGCUCUCGCCUCACAGGUGGAUGGAGCCCAAGUCAGGCAAGAUGUUUCAGAUUCGCUAAUAGCUGCCGAACCCUCUGAAACCCUCAGUGUCUCCGAGGAGCCCCCAGAAGAUCACAUCUUUGUGGAUGUUGAGUCACCUCCUACAGUGGUACCUGACUCCAUGCAGGUUCAGCCAGCCAGCCUGGCUGACGUCCCUGACUCGUCCCCUAUGCUGGAACCUGACUGCAAACCUGCAGCCCUGGAGCUACCAAAGGAUGGGAAAGCCAAGGACGUCAGGAAGUCUUCCCAGAGGUCUACCAAAAGGAGAAAGAGGACCAUAGCGGAUGAAUCUGCCGAAAACGUCAUUGACUGGUGGUCCAAAUAUUACGCCUCCCUGAAGAAAGCACAGAAGGAAAAGGAGGGCAAGGAGAAAACAGGCAAUAUGGAGGCAAAACCAGAGGAGGUGGUGGUGAAUAUAGAAGCCGGGCCAAAGAAGAAGGACAAAAUAGUCAAGAAGAAACCCAAACAGGAUAUCCCCAACUUGGCAGUCUUGCAGAUAUACGAUGGUAAUCUUGAGAGUGAAUUCAAUAAUUUUGAAGACUGGGUGAAAACAUUUGAGCUCUUCAGAGGCAAGUCUACAGAAGAUGACCAUGGCCUCGAUGGAGACAGAGUCAUUGGAAAGUUUAAGGGUUCCUUCUGCAUCUACAAAAGCUUCAAGGAGUCCAGCAUUGAGGACAGUGGGCAGCUGAGAAUCCAGCAAGGCAUCCCACCCAGCUAUCCUGUCAAAGUCCUGAUCAGGGUCUACAUUGUUGCGGCCUUUAACCUUAGCCCAGCUGAUCCAGAUGGCAAAGCGGAUCCCUACAUUAUGGUCAAGCUUGGCCAAACAGAAAUCAAAGACCGGGACAGAUACAUCCCCAAACAGCUGAACCCAGUGUUUGGAAGGUCAUUUGAGAUCCAGGCCACGUUCCCAAAGGAGUCCCUGCUCUCCAUCCUGAUCUAUGACCAUGACAUGAUCGGAACAGACGACCUCAUCGGGGAGACCAAGAUUGACCUGGAGAAUCGCUUCUACAGCAAACACCGAGCCUUCUGUGGCCUGCAGAGCCAGUACGAGAUAGAAGGAUACAAUGCCUGGAGGGACACAUCCAAACCCACCGAGAUCCUCAUCAAGCUCUGCAGAGACAACAAGUUGGACGGACCCUACUUUUUUCCCGGGAAAAUACAGAUAGGGAACCAAGUGUUUUCUGGAAACACAGUCUUCACCAAGCAGGACACUGAUGAGAUGGUGGAGUCCUAUGAGCACUUGGCCCUCAAGGUUCUUCACUCUUGGGAGGAUAUCCCGGAGGUUGGGUGUAGGCUGGUUCCUGAGCACAUAGAAACUCGGCCCCUGUACCACAAAGAUAAGCCAGGAAUGGAGCAGGGCCGCCUGCAGAUGUGGGUGGAUAUGUUUCCUAAAGAUAUGCCUCAGCCUGGACCUCCUGUUGAUAUUUCACCAAGACAACCCAAAGGGUAUGAAUUGAGAGUAACCAUCUGGAACACUGAUGAUGUCAUCUUAGAAGAUGAGAAUAUCUUCACAGGACAAAAAUCAAGUGAUAUUUAUGUUAAAGGGUGGAUAAAGGGUUUGGAAGAUGACAAGCAGGAGACAGAUGUGCAUUACAACUCCCUAACUGGAGAGGGGAACUUCAACUGGCGCUUCCUGUUUCCAUUUCAGUAUCUCCCAGCUGAGAAGCAAAUGGUCAUUACCAAGAGGGAGAACAUCCUCUCCUUGGAGAAGACGGAGUGUAAGACACCAGUCGUGUUGGUGCUCCAGGUUUGGGAUUUUGAAAGGCUGUCCUCAGAUGACUUUCUGGGUUCCCUGGAAAUGAACCUCAAUAGUUUCCCCCGAGCAGCCAAGACUGCCAAAGGCUGUGAUCUCACCAAGUUUGAAAAUGCAGGUGAGGAGAGCAAGAUCUCCAUUUUCCAGCAAAAGCGUGUACGGGGCUGGUGGCCUUUCACUAAAAGCAAAGAACUCACGUGUGUGUGUCGGGGUGAGGAGAUCUCCCUGUACAACACAAGCAAUUCUGCAACACCAGCAGGGUAUCUGAGAACUCAAUUCUGUGGCAUCUGCCGGGAGCAGCACCAGAUCCCGCAGGUUAAGGGGUCUGUCCUAUAA
This is a messenger RNA of Manis javanica (Malayan pangolin), 5429 nucleotides long. Lineage: Eukaryota; Metazoa; Chordata; Mammalia; Pholidota; Manidae. The record is from RefSeq and is a predicted model, not a curated record.